Mitosporidium daphniae is the source of this 198-nucleotide messenger RNA. Its product is annotated as sulfate adenylyltransferase. Gene Ontology annotation, molecular function: sulfate adenylyltransferase (ATP) activity. The record is from RefSeq and is a predicted model, not a curated record. Lineage: Eukaryota; Fungi; Microsporidia. The transcript has a single exon. Bases 1 to 198 code for a protein of 65 amino acids.
AUGGAAAUAGCUGGCCGUGGUGGGGCUUUUCUGGAUGCAAUAAUGAGGAAAAAUUAUGCAUGCACAAAGUUCAUAGUUGAAAGAGACCAUAUGCAGGAUCUGGGAGAACAGAAUAUUCCAAAAAGAUGUUCUAUCAAAACUAAGAGGUCAAAGUUUUCAUAUGGAUGCGAUAUUUUAGGGAAUUUGCAAAGCUUAUGA